AUGGCUCUGCAGGCAAUCAGAAGGGCGAAUGUGCGCUUGCCUCCAGAGGUGAACCGUAUCUUGUAUGUGAGGAAUCUGCCUUACAAGAUCAGUAGUGAAGAGAUGUACGAUAUAUUCGGGAAGUAUGGACCCAUCAGACAGAUCAGAGUGGGGGACAAGGCAGACACAAAGGGCACCGCCUACGUAGUUUACGAAGACAUCUUUGAUGCCAAGAAUGCAUGUGAUCACUUGUCCGGAUUCAACGUCUGUGGCAGAUACCUCAUAGUGCUUUACUACCAACCGCACAAGAUGCACAAGAAGAUAGACCAGGAGAAGAAGUCCCAGGAGAUCGCAGACUUGAAAGCCAAGUAUGGAGUCCAGGACACGCCGAAACACUGA
Molecule: messenger RNA, 378 nt
Organism: Symsagittifera roscoffensis
Lineage: Eukaryota; Metazoa; Xenacoelomorpha; Acoela; Convolutidae
Product: splicing factor 3B subunit 6-like
Exons: 2
Coding region: 1-378 (125 amino acids)
Cellular component (GO): nucleus; cytoplasm
Molecular function (GO): mRNA binding
Source: RefSeq, a predicted model, not a curated record